GGAGCAGACGUGUCGGCGGGAUUCUAAAAAUUCAAAUAACCAAAUAAAGUUUGUGAACGAGUUCGGUUAUUCUUUGAAAUUAAAUCGCUUAAAGUUUGUUUCGUUUCGCGUUUUGAUGUGCGUGAUUUGCUUUAGACAUCAGAAUGUUAAUUUCGUUUUGGUUUUUCGAGUCUAAUUGAGUUGAUUGACGCACCCAUAAUAAGAUAUAUUUUGAGACAAUGGUACACAAUGUACUACAAACUGCAUGCUGCGUAAUCAUCGUUGUUUUAUGUAUAGAUCGAGGUGACGGAAAGUGGAAGGAAAAAGACAGAGAGACCCUCAGACAUGAUAUUGAACUAUACAAAAGGAUGGCAGAUAAAAUUGAACGUGAAAUCGAAACAUUUUACGAUGAAUAUCCAGAGGAGAAGUUAGAAGAUGACAAUAUUAAUUCAAUGCGUUACAAAUACACUGCAAAAAGUUUUCAAGGGCAGGAAAGUCCAUUACUGAAUAAACUCAAUAUUAAUCUCAAGAAUAUCACUAAUACCGUUUACAACAGUACUAAUGAUAGAAAAAAGUCUACAAAUGACCACAUAAAUGUAAACAAUCACAGUUUUACAACAAAUCUAAGAAAAAGUGAAGACCCAAAAUGGCCGACUUUCGAGGAUAUAUUACUGUCGAUAGGAAAAAAAUACGACUGGAAAAACGAUCGUUGGAUAAAAGUUAAGGAAAAACUCAACAGGCCAACAGUGAGAAUUAAUCGAGAAAAAGCGGAUAGUGAAAAUAGUGUAGAUUUACAUGAAAAACAUAAAUUUAGUUACAGACUUAUUAAAUUGAAUAGAAGUAAGAACAGAAGAAGUGUCGUUGUGGCAGUUUCGGCUGUAAGAUAGAAGAAUCCAGUACAAUAAAACCUAGCAAACGUGUGGUGUAUAUAUAUUUUUUUGUAAAUGGGACCAACAACUGUGGAGCAUAUAACUGUAAUGAAUCCAAAGUUGUUAUCUGAAUUACAAAUCGAUGCCUGGUACUCAUAGCUGUGACUUUGAGGACUUUAGACAAGUUUGUAUGUAUAGGGGUUCUUACCGAAAACGAAACUGAUAAUGUUGGAGAUUCCAGAUACGAUAGGACUAAAAAUUUUACAUUCGUGUUUUUUUUUAUUGUUUUUUAUUUUACUCAUGUCUUUGUUUGUAGCACAAUUAGAUAUUAUUUGACAUGCCGAAUUUAUGGUUUACAAGGAACGCGAGGGGUGAUUGUUAGCUUUCCGCAUUCUAUUGUGGUUUAAUAAAAUUUGAUUCAAAUGAAAACGAUAUUCUCUCUCUUAUCUCGCAACAAUACACAGAGCAAUGAACAGACAAACAAAUUUAAUAAAAAAUAUUAUAUUUUAUUGUUAUUACAUCACAGAGCAUUACGGGAUUAAGUUAGUUGUAGAUAUGACAUUUUAUAUUAAUAUUUAAUUACCGAAUUUUAUUUCAACGCUAUUAGCUAUGUAUGCCAAACGUAUUAUAAAGUGCAUUAUAGGUACUUUUGGAUAUUUUAAUUGAUUCAUCCGUAUUAUAUGUUAACUCAACUGGACACAUAAUUAAGUAAACUAUAUUAAUAUGCGUUAUAAUAACUGUAAUGAUAUUCACACAUAGCUCACAACCAUAUAUGCCAUAUCGGAUUUCAAUUGAGUCGACUACUAUCAAAGCCGGCAAUGUGACUUUUUGACAAUUAUUGGUAAAUCAGAAAAACGAAUUACUGACUUUGUAUUCCAUUGGCAGUCACAAAACUCUU
Molecule: messenger RNA, 1746 nt
Organism: Bombyx mandarina (wild silkworm)
Lineage: Eukaryota; Metazoa; Arthropoda; Insecta; Lepidoptera; Bombycidae
Source: RefSeq, a predicted model, not a curated record